GAUGCCCCUCUGCCUCAUUACUGGAUUGUGGCAUUACCAUGGCAACAAGGGUACCUAAGGUAAAGUUCUGCGAGAGAACUGAGGAGGUGUGUCAGUUUUAAUUCUGCCCAGUAGGUGGGACUUCAUGCUCGGAGCACGGACUUGCUGUUGUGUCCUCUGUUUCUUAUGCCAUCCCUAUGAGUCUCAGAGCUGCUCGAGAGCAACCUGGAGCUACAGUAAGCGGUUAACGGCAACAGAAGACACGAUACCCUCCCUGUACCAUGCAGUAUAGAGAGGACAGUCCGGGAGUACUGGUUUUUCAGCCCUCUCCUCUGUAACGGAGUAUUUUUUUCUUCUUUUUUUGGCUUUUGAAAUACUGGGACUAUACAGAUUUCGCAUCAAUUUGACAUACCUUCACACUCAUCAACACGCCCGUGCGUGCGCACAUAAACAGACACACAAGCAAUCACGUAGCAAAAACUGAUACUCACAUUUUCCACAUUUGCCUGCCGCACAAGGACACCAACGCUUCACAGGGUCGGGAAUCAUGGAUCUAUCGCGGUAUCCACCUCGAAUUUGCUGGUGGAGAUUAUUGUUUCUCUUAAGCAUCUUCCAGGACUAUGUGAGUUCCAUGCUGGACUGUCUGUCAACCUGCAGCUGUUCCCAGACGGAGAUCUACUGCAAUAAGUCCGACAAUGGGAAAUUUUUCCCUUUGCUCGCUGUGCAAGACACUGGGAACAAUGGCAAUAAUACAAACAGCAUUCCAGAUUUGGUCAAGAACAUCACGUCCAUACACAUAGAGAACUGGACGGGCCUGCACGUUCUGACAGAAAUGCACAUGGACCUGUACACUGGACUCGAAAGACUGACUAUCAUGAACUGCAACCUGCACGAGAUUCACCACAAUGCAUUUAAAAAGAACCCACUCCUGCACUACAUAAAUUUAUCCAAAAACCCUCUGACGAAACUGUCGUGGCGGCCUUUCCAGAAACUGCAGCUCUGGGAACUGAGGCUGGAUGACGUGUUGUUUAACUGUAGCUGCGAUGUCCGCUGGAUUCAACUGUGGCAGCAGAGAGGAGAGGCUGGACUCCACAAUCAGCAGCUUUACUGCUAUAAUGGGAUUGCAAGGAUCCCAUUGCAGGAAAUGAACAACUCCUUCUGUGACUUGCCAGAAAUCAGUGUGACUCACAGUAACCUGACAGUAAAUGAAGGUGACAAUGUCACACUCACUUGCAAUGGUUCGGGGAUGCCCUAUCCUGAUGUGGACUGGAUGGUCAAUGACCUUCACUCCAUCAACACACACCAGCAGUACAAUGGUCCUUCUGUCCACUCUGUAAAUCUGACCCUGGUCAAUGUGAGCCGUGAUGACAAUGGUUUCCUGCUAACCUGCAUAGCGGAGAAUGUGGUGGGGAUGACCAAUGCCUCCAUUCAACUGGCUGUACAGUUCUCUCCAACUAUUAUUCGGCUGGAGGAGCCCGAGCGUCGCCAUGACACCUGUAUAGAGUUCAUAGUGCGAGGCUACCCCCAUCCCACCCUACGCUGGUUCCACAAAGACCAGGAGAUCCUUCAGAGUGAAUACAUCCGCACAGAGAUGGAUAUCUACCAGGAUAACCUGGAGGGAUGCCUGAUAUUCAAGGACCCUACUCACCACAACAAUGGCAACUACACCCUGGAGGCUAGCAACUUCCUUGGCGCGGCCACCAAGACGGUGUAUGGGCACUUCCUGCAGGCCCCACCUUUUACCGAUGAAGAUUACAAUUAUGUGACCCCCACACCCCCUAUCAAUGUCACACACAGGCCAGAGGAAGACACAUUUGGGGUGUCCAUCGCCGUUGGACUCGCUGGGUUCGCCUGUGUGCUCCUAGUCGUUCUGUUUGUCCUCAUCAACAAAUAUGGCCGACGGUCCAAGUUUGGGAUGAAAGGACCUGUGGCAGUGAUAAGUGGGGAGGAGGACUCAGCGAGCCCCCUGCACCAUGUGAAUCACGGAAUCAUCACCCCCUGCACCCUGGAUGCCGGCCCUGACGCCGUAGUCAUCGGAAUGACCCGCAUCCCUGUCAUCGAAAACCCCCAGUACUUCAGGCACGGACACAACUGCAACAAACCCACAACCUACGUGCAACACAUAAAGCGGAGAGACAUUGUUCUGAAGAGGGAGCUGGGAGAGGGGGCCUUCGGGAAGGUUUUCCUGGCAGAGUGCUAUAACCUCAGCCCCACCAAGGACAAGAUGCUGGUAGCUGUCAAGACCCUGAAAGAUCCAACUCUGGCUGCCAGGAAGGACUUCCAGAGGGAGGCAGAGCUUCUGACCAACCUGCAGCAUGACCACAUCGUGAAGUUCUAUGGGGUUUGUGUUGAUGGGGACCCGCUGAUCAUGGUCUUUGAGUACAUGAAGCAUGGAGACCUCAACAAAUUCCUCAGAGCUCAUGGUCCUGACGCCUUGAUCCUGGUGGAUGGUCAGCCACUGCAGACCAAUGGGGAGCUGGGUCUGUCCCAGAUGCUGCAGAUCGCCACACAGAUUUCCUCUGGGAUGCUGUACCUGGCAUCCCAGCACUUUGUUCAUCGUGACCUGGCUACACGCAACUGCCUAGUGGGCAAUGGCCUGCUGGUGAAGAUUGGAGACUUUGGAAUGUCUAGAGACAUCUACAGCACUGACUACUACCGGGUGGGAGGACACACAAUGUUGCCCAUUCGCUGGAUGCCACCUGAGAGCAUCAUGUACAGGAAGUUCACCACAGAGAGUGAUGUGUGGAGCUUUGGAGUCAUUCUAUGGGAGAUCUUCACCUAUGGGAAGCAGCCAUGGUUUCAGCUGGCCAAUAAUGAGGUCAUCGAGUGCAUCACACAAGGUCGUGUACUGGAGAGGCCUCGAGUCUGCCCUAAGGAGGUGUAUGACAUCAUGCUGGGAUGUUGGCAGAGGGAACCACAGCAGCGUUUGACCAUCAAGGACAUCCAGAAGAUCCUGUAUGCCUUGGGGAAGGCCACGCCCGUCUACCUGGACAUCCUGGGCUAGCCACGGUGGGCCCCGCCCGUGUGUCUGUCUGUGCCGGACAGACAAACACAAUCCAGGAAAAACCAAACAACAUGUACCUUACUGCUCCACUGUCAAACACCAACGAGAUGGGGAUAGACUCAAGUGCCUGCUACGCCUUUCGAUACACAGGAUAACGCUCUUUAAAAAAACACUUUUACAUUUUGUUUACCUAUAUACAAAAUGUACAGAGUUCUACUGUAAGAAGAGGAAUUUCCCUUUUUUUCUUAAAAGCGACCUCCUUAAAAAAAAGUAAAAAAGCAAAAAAAAAGAAUAAAAUAAAUAAAAAGAAAAAAGAAAAAAUGACUUUAAAAAACAAAGCCUGGAAGAGAACCAACGUGUUUGCUUUUGGUAUCCCAACAGCCUGAUCGAAGACUAAACUCCCCAGUGUUUUUUAUUUGAUAAAUAUAUAUAUAUAAAUAUAAUAUAUAUUUUUAUUUAUUUAGUUUUUUCUUUCUCAACAUGUGGAUGUCUGCCAUAUUUGUUGCUAAGGGUAUAUCACCUUUUUAGAGUCAGACUAUUGGCCAGGACUUACUGAAGAAAGCCUUACUGCACUCUGAUUGGCUGGAUCUUAUCUCUGACACCAGAGGAGACAUCCAACGGGGCUUUCUGUUUCUAAGGGAAAGAAAAACACAACCAUGUGGGUGAAAUGAAGAAACCCUGGGAAAGAAGGACCCACCAAUCAUUACAAACAACCUAAUUUAAUAACUGAAUGUACAUAAUGUAAAUUUCUAUACGUGUCACAAAUUAUGUUAACUUAUUUCUUUUCCUAUUUAGAUUAUUUUAGCUCCUUGGUGUGCUGUUAUGGUGAGUUAAUUCUAUAAAUAUUUUAAGAAUCCUCUUCAAUAUUUUCUUUUGGACAUGGUCAUAGAAUGUAUGUUUUAUAUUACACUAAGGAUGCCUCAUUUUCUUCUUACCACAAAGUUGUAUUUAAGCUUUGUAAUGGAACUGAGACAGGAUAAAACUAAGUUCCAUGGAGAGUCAGAGUCUGACACCAGAUUGCUGAGGUGACAUGAUGACUUGAUGCAUUGUUUCUUCUGCCAUUCCAGCAGGAGAUAUGGCAUAAUGCCUUCUUUAAUUUUACAUUGUUUCCUUGAAGAAUAUUAUAUUAAACUAUACAUCCUUCCCAAAAUUAGUAUCAUAAAAAAAAAACCUUUUUACUCCUCUUAAAAUAUUAAAAACAGAAAUGACAUUUUUAUGGGUAGAAUUAGCAAUGGUACACAAGUACCAGAGAAUCUGAAUAUUUUAUUUAGAAUGGCAAUUUAAUGGACACAAUAUCAAUUACAGACAUUCCAUGUUUUUCCAUACAUUCCAUUUCUGUCUUUGAGUCGUUGAUAUAGAGUGCAUUUUCCAUGUACAUCAUUCCAUGAGCUUGGAAGUAAUGCGAUAAAGACCAAUGUCCAACAGACGGGGUAAUUUCUAGGCCAGUGUAAAUAAUUAUUCAUGUGGAUCAAAGCCUAAUUUCCAUGACACAUAAUGAGUGAUAUUAUGACACUUACAAUAACUGCAGUUUUGAUAUUGUAAGGCAUGGCUGAGGCAUCUACAAUAGAUACCACUGUAUUAUUCAGUCUUGUGACAUAGCUAUGUGCAUCGAUGCAGCAUUUAAAACCUUUUUAUUUUUACAUUUAUUCCAUUGGCUAAUGGCAGUUCAUCUAUCCUGUUCACCUGUUCUAAUAUUUUGCUUUCUUGGCACACACAGUAAUUGUACCAAAAGCAUUAGGUAUCAGUGAAGAGGUAAAGAGCUAUUGUGAACAUUGUGUUGUGAUGGCUAAUACUAAGACAUUGCAUUAACGUACUCUCUCGUCAUAAAAUGAAGUUGAGCUUAAAUCUGAAUUCAGUAAGUUACAGUGAUGCAUCCAAAGUUAUUCCAUAUGGGCAUAAACUGACUUUAGUUUAAUUCAGUGCAAAUUUAGUUUCGGUCAUCAUGUCAGCACUAAUAUUACCACAUACGCAUAUUACUCAUAUUACAGUGUAUACGAUGUCAGCAUUAAAUGUGUAUAUUAACACGACUCUACAAAACUUAGCCAGUCUGGCUUCUUUUAUGAUCUUCCUUGUGUCAUAAAUGUUUGUGUGCUCUUCAUAAUCACCUAUCUUGUCUUAAGUCUUUGGAUCUUUCUCUGUAUCUUUAUAUAUCCGCCCUUUCUAAAAUUGUAAAUGGAAUAUAUACUUGUCCCUAACCUUUGCGUUCAGGUUUAUAACACAUAAAGGGACUCUCAGCCAGCCAGUGAGGACAGCUGGAACAUUUGUUCAUCUUGUGACCUUGUUUUUUGGCUUUCCAUAUUUUGUGAGCUGGUUCUUGCCAUAUUAAAGGAGAAAUGUAAAGGGCUA
Molecule: messenger RNA, 5329 nt
Organism: Anguilla anguilla (European eel)
Lineage: Eukaryota; Metazoa; Chordata; Actinopteri; Anguilliformes; Anguillidae
Product: NT-3 growth factor receptor-like
Exons: 18
Coding region: 527-2983 (818 amino acids)
Biological process (GO): positive regulation of kinase activity; cell surface receptor protein tyrosine kinase signaling pathway; regulation of phosphatidylinositol 3-kinase/protein kinase B signal transduction
Cellular component (GO): axon; plasma membrane; signaling receptor complex
Molecular function (GO): transmembrane receptor protein tyrosine kinase activity; neurotrophin receptor activity; ATP binding
Source: RefSeq, a predicted model, not a curated record